AGUUUUUCUCAUCAAAACAAAAAAUGGCCUUUCUUUUGAAAAACACCUUAUCUUUGGCCUUAAUCAUCACAUUAUUUUGGUCGUUACCAAGUUCAAUAUUUGGUCAAAAUUGUGGGUGUGCACCAAACUUAUGUUGCAGCAAGUUUGGGUUCUGUGGCACUGGGGAGCCUUAUUGUGGUAAGGGUAACUGUCAAUCUGGCCCUUGUGAAGGCCAGGCCACUCCGACGACUCCAGGUAGUGGCGGUUCUGGUUCAUCAUCCGUGUCUGGUAUUGUGACCCAGUCAUUCUUUGAUGGCAUUAUUGGCCAAGCUGCUGCGUCCUGUCCUGGGAAGAACUUCUACACUCGCGCUGCUUUUCUCAAUGCUGUUAGUGCUUUCCCACAGUUCGGUACCUCAGGUUCAAGUGUUGAAAACAAGAAGGAAAUCGCCGCCUUCUUUGCUCAUGUUUCACAUGAGACUACUAAUUUCUGCCAUAUCGAAGAGCAAGACGGAAAAGUUAACGAUAGCUACUGCGAUCAGACUAAGGCAGCACAAUACCCUUGCGCGCCAGGGAAGAAGUACUUCGGCAGAGGACCUCUUCAACUGUCGUGGAACUACAACUACGGUCCUGCAGGAAAGGCGCUUAAUUUUAAUGGACUCGGAAACCCUGAGAAGGUGGCUACUGAUGUAGAUACAGCCUUUAAGGCUGCAAUGUGGUACUGGAUGACCAAUGUUCAUUCUGUUAUGAACCAAGGUUUCGGAGCUACCAUUAAAGCGAUCAAUGGUGCUCUUGAAUGCAACGGCAAAAAUCAAGCUCAAGCUAAUGAUCGUAUUCAGUUUUUUAAGAAGUAUUGUGCUGAUUUUGGGGUUAAUCCUGGUGUUAAUCUUUCAUGUUAAUUGGACUAGUAUUUUAAUAUAAUAUUGUGUGAUAUACAUGUGUGUGGUUGUUGCAAUAAUGUAUUUUGUUUUCGAAUAAAUUUAUGAUAUGUCAUAUGUAUCGUAAUAGUAAAUUGUAAUAAGAGAUAUUGUUCUUAUGGCCGGCCGGUUACGCUGCUAAGAACGAUCAAUAUAAGCCCUGUUUGGGUUUUAUGGAAAAUGUUUUUAUUUUUCUCUCU
Molecule: messenger RNA, 1093 nt
Organism: Chenopodium quinoa (quinoa)
Lineage: Eukaryota; Viridiplantae; Streptophyta; Magnoliopsida; Caryophyllales; Amaranthaceae
Product: acidic endochitinase SP2-like
Exons: 2
Coding region: 24-875 (283 amino acids)
Biological process (GO): cell wall macromolecule catabolic process; carbohydrate metabolic process; chitin catabolic process
Molecular function (GO): chitinase activity; chitin binding
Source: RefSeq, a predicted model, not a curated record